Molecule: messenger RNA, 291 nt
Organism: Didymodactylos carnosus
Lineage: Eukaryota; Metazoa; Rotifera; Eurotatoria; Philodinida; Philodinidae
Source: the annotation of a GenBank genome assembly
AUGCAUUCAGUAAUAUUAGUAUUAUGUAUUGCAUUCUUAAUUGGUUUACACGCCAAAACAGUCGUUGAUUUAGAAGCAAAUGGAAAUGUGAAACAUCCAGGGCAAUGUCCACCGCAUUUGAUGCAAUGUGCUGUUUUUUGUCCCCCUGAUGGUAAUUUUGGACAAACAGGCUGCAAAUAUAAUGAUGGAAACUGUCUUCGUCAUCAAAAAUGUUGUCGACCAGCAUGUGGAUGUUCUCCACAAUGUGUCAAUGCAACAAAAAUUAAACCACCAACAAUCAAUGUCGAUUAA